AUGGCCAACUUAGGAAUUCAAGAUGACUUGAGGAUUGAUAAUAAUAGGGCAAAAGUAGUUGCACUUGCUUGCAAAAUGGUUGGCGGUGGCAGUGAUGGCUCCCUUGAUCUUUGUGCAAGGGUUUGCCUCACCGAUGAAUAUGAAAACAUGAUGUUCCAUACAUAUGUCAAACCUCCCCUUUCAGUCACCAAUUACAGGUACGAUAUGACUGGAAUACGUCCAGAAUUCUUAAGGGAUGCAAUGCCAUUAAGACAAGUCCAGAGGAAGAUUCAAGAUUUUUUAUGCAACGGGGAACCUGUAUGGAAGAUACGCUCUAGAGGUGGAACAGCAAGGAUCCUUGUAGGUCAUGGUCUGGAUCAUGACCUUAAAUGCCUAGAAAUGGAGUACCCUACCGUAAUGAUCAGGCAAGUUUCUGUGGACACAGCAAAAUAUCCUCCAUUAAUGAAAACAAGCAAGCUCAGCAACUCCCUCAAGUACCUGACAAAAUCAUACCUAGGGUAUGAUAUUCAAACUGGUAUACAAGAUCCUUACGAGGACUGCGUCGCCACAUUGAGGCUUUACACAAGGAUGAAAUCCCAAGUUCAUAAAAUGGAGAACUAUCCGCUCGCUACUGACCCACAAAACCGAAACAAUUUCGCGUCAUGGAGGCAAAGUGAGCUGGAGAGGAUGACCCCAGAUGAAAUGCUGGAGAUCUCAAGGUCCGAUUACUACUGUUGGUGCUUGGACUGCAAAGAUGGUGCCUAA
Ilex paraguariensis (yerba mate) is the source of this 744-nucleotide messenger RNA. Lineage: Eukaryota; Viridiplantae; Streptophyta; Magnoliopsida; Aquifoliales; Aquifoliaceae. The record is from the annotation of a GenBank genome assembly.